Cuscuta campestris is the source of this 1883-nucleotide messenger RNA. The record is from the annotation of a GenBank genome assembly. NCBI's taxonomy places the organism in Eukaryota, Viridiplantae, Streptophyta, Magnoliopsida, Solanales, Convolvulaceae.
GAUGCAAUAAUAAAUACAUUAAAUAUACUUAACAUAAAUAUAUAUGGUAAAUAUAUUUAAUAGUUUGUCUGGAGGCUGAAUGCGUAGAUGGCACUCUUUAUGUCCAUAAUUGAGUGUUCAACAUCCCACUCUUAGUUUGAAAGGAGAUGAGUCAGGCUCCCGAACGCGGACAAGCUGGUCCACAUGGGGAGCAGGAGCACGUGAGCGUGCAUACGGAGGCGUCUAGCUUCACCCCGCAGCAGGAGGUCCCAGAGCCGCAGGUUCCGCAACCGGAUGCUGUGCCGCAGGCUAUUCCUUUCCUGCAGCUGCAGCUGGCGGCCAACAUGCUCCAGUUCCUCCAGCAGAUGGCUGGGGCGUACAUCGCCGAUCCCAUAGUUGCUAAGCGCUGGCUCGAGCGCACAGGUCGAGUUCUCGGAACCCUACAGGUUCCAAUAAAGCAGAGAGGCGACUUAGCCAUCGCCUUACUUCAGGAUGCCGCCUACGACUGGUGGAAGCGCGCAAGAGCGAACGUUCCGGAGCCGGUGCCGUGGGAAACCUUUGAUGAGCUUCUCCGGGAGGAGUACGUGCCCGAGCACUUCAUGGAGGAGAAGCGCGAUGAAUUUAUGAAGUUCACCCAGGGUGAACUAACGCUACCAGAGUACCGCCAGAAGUUUGAUGAGCUGGCCGAGUUUGGCCGGGAUUUGGCGUUGGAGCUACAGACGGCCAUACACAGGACGGCCGAAUAUGAGCAAGCCCAGACGAUGCAUCCUCGUCCGCCAUCGCCACCCAGACCCAGCUCGAGCGGCAAGAGGCCUCCUCCUGUACCGAGCAUCUCGCACAUGAGCAAGAAGGCUGGGCAUUACCAUAGGAACUACCCAACGAACCCUGGUGAGGCGUUCCCGACAGCGCCCGCAGCCGCAGCUUCAGCUCCAACAGCCCAGCCCGUACCGAGUCAGACGUCGGUAGCGCUAUCUAGCCAACCGAAGAGGCCGACACAGAGCGCUCAGUCCGGGAAGGCUCUAGCCCGUACUUAUGCGAUGCAUGGACGCACUGAGCAGCCCGCCCAUGAUGUGAUUAUGGGUAUGUUCACCUUAUUCGAUACAUCCAUAUCUGCUUUGAUUGACCCAUGUUCCACAUUGUCAUAUCUGUGUACAUCUAUGCCUGUAUCGUCUAACAUUUCGAGAGAGAACCUGGAGAAUCCGGUGAUUGUGUCCAAUUCGUUGGGACAUAGUCUCUGUCUCAAAUAUAUCUAUCCUGACUGUCCCCUAGUUAUGCAAAGGAAGAGCUUCCCUGCAAAUCUGAUCAAGCCCCCACAUCGAGAAUUCGAUGUUAUCCUGGGCAUGGAUUGGCUCACAGCCAAUCAAGCCAUUGUCGAUUGUGGCACACAUACGGUACGGCUGAAAGCCGAAGACGGUAGUGACAUGCUGAUUCGAGGUGAGCUUUUCCCGAAGGCUUCCGAAUUCAUCUCGUAUAUGCAAGCUCGUCGUCUCAUACGCAAGAAAUGCGAGACCUUUUUAUGCACUGUCCGCGACACACAGCUAGAGACACCUGUACGGGAGGAAAUACCUAUGGUGUGCGAGUUCCUAGACGUAUUUCCAGACGAGCUGCCAGGACUACCACCCCGGGGGAGGUACCGGUCAGACCCUUCACACGUGAUUCCAGCUGAUACGGUCACUCUCGAUGAGAAUCUUACAUACGAGGAGGAGCCGGUUGAGAUUCUAGCUCGUGAGAUCCGUCAGUUGAGGAACAAAACCAUUCCGUUGGUCAAGGUUCUGUGGAGAAGUAACACCGUCGAGGAGGCGACAUGGGAAACCGAGGAAUCCAUGCGCAGCCAUUAUCCCCAUCUUUUCAGUAACCAAUGAUCAGGAAAUAAGAAGAUUUUGGAAAAAAUGCUUUAUCCCCAU